Molecule: messenger RNA, 318 nt
Organism: Entamoeba invadens IP1
Lineage: Eukaryota; Evosea; Mastigamoebida; Endamoebidae
Exons: 1
Coding region: 1-318 (105 amino acids)
Source: RefSeq, a predicted model, not a curated record
AUGUUCUUGAACAUUUCCUCCCUCAUUUCAGAUGCGGCUGCCUCAGCCGGCUUUUCUAUCUUUUCUCUUUUCUCUGACUUUUCAAUGGCAUUCCACAGCAGUCUCGUUUCAGCUACUUCAGGAUCUUUUUCUGGUAUUUCCCCGUCUUCGAUCAUCGCUGAUAUUUUACCUGCUACCCAUCUGCAGGCAUCGUCUUCCAAUUCUUCAAGCUCCAUUUUCUCCUUCGUGGAGAAAAACCUUCUUCUGACUCCAAAGUUGGAGUUACCACUGCUUCAGUGGGUUUCUCUUCUUUUUGCGGCUCGACGUAUUGCACAUUAA